GAGCAAUUAGUGUUGUUUGUUCGAAUUCCAAUUCCAAUUAGAGUGUGCAUCAACUACGGAGGAGGAAACAAAAUACCAUCCUUCAUUCAUCUCACCUUUCAUUCAUUUGACCCUUUCCCUUCCGUUCCAACAAUAUAUUUAACUAACUCCAAUUUUCCUAUUUUUAUUUUCUCCCCCUUUUUUUCCAUCCAUCCCAAAACCCUCCUCUCCUUCUCUUUCCUUCCUUUUUCCUUUUCAGUUAAACCCUUCUUUUCCGCUCCUCCUUUUCCCUUCCUCAAGGAAAUUAACUCAAACAUUUCUCCCCAAUUUUCCACACCCAAACUUCACUUUUUUCUUUCUGCGUCACUUCCCAAUUUCAUCAAAACUCCAAAGCCCCAUUCACAAAUUCCGAUUUAUUCGAUAUUAAACUCUCUGUUAUAUGGAUCAAAACGACGAAGCUAUUGCAAAGAGCGAAAACUCGUUAAACUUUUCAUCCCUAAAAAGUCACAGAUCGUGGCUUGAAAUUCGCCUCUUCUACGUUCGUAUCUCACCUUGUUUAAUCAAUAACGUUCCCGAACGUUUAACCCUAUGUCACCCAAAGCGAGAAAUCGGUUUUUCUCUUGUAAUCAACGGUUCGCCAAUUCCUGCAAAUAAUUCCGCUCCGCCGCUUCCCCUCCGCCGUGACCGUAUUGAUAAAGAGUCCGCCGAGGUUACCUACGUCAGCACCGAUAAUGUGAGGAUCACCGGUGGUGCUGAAUUUGAGGUGUAUGAAAAAGAGGGGUUGUUUCUUUGUGGGUCGUUGGAACGGUUGGAUGCUGAUUGGGGAAAUGGGUCGGGUUGGACUAUGGAUUGUCAUGUGGCCGUUGGGUCAAUUGGGUCGGGUUCUUCGGCAUUUUUUCGGCCGAAGUUCGGUGUUUCGGCUCCUUCGGUGGAAGUUUAUGUUGCUGGAUGUUGUUCUGGUGUGCCUGUGAUUUUGAGUAAGACGAUUUCGAUGAGUCCUAGGAGGAGAGUUCCUAGACAUGCUAUUUUGGAUGCUAUUCCUGAAGAUGAGGAAAUGAAUAUGAUGGAGAAGGAUCAUGUUAGUGGUGGUAUGAGUAUGAAUGGAUUGAUUCCACACCCCAAAUUGCAGAUAACAGGGUCGGAAGUUGAUGAUUACGAUCUUGAUGGGAAGAUGGCUCACGGUUUCUACUCUCAAGAAAUGUAUCCCGGCGAGGAUGGACAACUCACAUGGUUCAAUGCUGGUGUUAGAGUUGGUGUUGGAAUCGGCCUUGGGAUGUGUGUAGGGAUUGGCAUUGGCGUUGGAUUACUCAUACGAUCAUACCAAACGACAACCAGGAAUUUUAGGAGGAGAUUUUUCUAAACAAUAAUAAUGAAUUCACUGCUCUAUUUCAACGAAAAACCGAAUAAGAUAUACUCAAGUUGGACCAAGGAUGGAACAUUCCCAAGGGAGGAAUUAAAAAGAAAAGAGAAAAAAUAAAAUUGAAUGCAUGAACCAUGAGUUUUGUAGAUGAGUGAAGGUUAUGCGUCGAUUUGUUUUUGUAGCUUUGUCACAGAUGUGUUCAUGUAUCACUUAGACUCGAAGAUUUGCAUUUUGUUAAGCUAUAUCUGAUCCACCAACAACAAUUGGUGUCAAUAAGCAUGGUUUGAGGAUUGGAUGGAUAGUGUGGUGUGCCAGCAGGAACAAGUGUUCAAACGGCCACAGCAUAAAGGUUGAGAGAGGUUUUUAACUGUGAGCAUGUAUGGGGAUUUUUUUAUUCUUUGUUUGAUUGUAGAUAUUUUAUCUUUUGAUGCAAAUUUUGAUAUGUAUAUUUCUGUAACCAUGGUAAAUGAUUUUCAUUUAAAAUCUUUGUUCCCUUUAUAGUGAAUUUCAUUUUCAAAUUGAUUCAACUGUUACAAGCUAUAUUCAACUAUUCUGGUAAUGUUAGGAUUGUGCUGCAACCAUAGCAUCAUGAUAAUUUGAAGAACUGUUAUAUUGUGAAGUGUGUGUGUGUGUGUUAUAAUUUGAAGAACUGUUAUAUUGUGAAGUGUUCAAACGGCCACAGCAUAAAGGUUGAGAGAGGUUUUUAACUGUGAGCAUGUAUGGGGAUUUUUUUAUUCUUUGUUUGAUUGUAGAUAUUUUAUCUUUUGAUGCAAAUUUUGAUAUGUAUAUUUCUGUAACCAUGGUAAAUGAUUUUCAUUUAAAAUCUUUGUUCCCUUUAUAGUGAAUUUCAUUUUCAAAUUGAUUCAACUGUUACAAGCUAUAUUCAACUA
This is a messenger RNA of Cicer arietinum (chickpea), 2229 nucleotides long. RefSeq lists its product as uncharacterized. The record is from RefSeq and is a predicted model, not a curated record. Lineage: Eukaryota; Viridiplantae; Streptophyta; Magnoliopsida; Fabales; Fabaceae.